This is a messenger RNA of Talpa occidentalis (Iberian mole), 1691 nucleotides long. RefSeq names its product stimulated by retinoic acid gene 8 protein homolog. Gene Ontology annotation, biological process: meiotic cell cycle; cellular response to retinoic acid. Gene Ontology annotation, molecular function: protein dimerization activity. The record is from RefSeq and is a predicted model, not a curated record. NCBI's taxonomy places the organism in Eukaryota, Metazoa, Chordata, Mammalia, Eulipotyphla, Talpidae. The transcript is spliced from 9 exons.
UCUGUCUUCUGGCCCUUGACAGCCUCACUCUGACUGGUGCCCUAGGCAGGUGACUCUGUCACCAGUCACCACCCUCUGGGCUGCCUGGUGUCCAGGGAGUAAGGACGUCUGUGCCCAGGGCCCACCUUCCUUCGUAUCUACCAAUGGCGACGGCUGAAGAAGGCAGUAACCCCCGGGGCAGAGCAACGGCCCGGCCGCAGGUACAGCUGCAGGAGCUCGAGCCCCGAGUGGCCCGCAGACGCCUGUCCCAGGCCCGCCACCGGGCCACCCUGGCUGGGCUCUUCUCCAAGCUCAGGGAGACCGUCUACUCCCAGUCUGAACUCACAGCCUCAAAGUGGCAGGUUUUAAAUAAGGCGAAGACUCAUAUUCAGGACCUGGAACACACUUUGGACAGUCUGCUGAAGCUGAAAGAAGCCUUCUUCCUGGAGGAUGGGAACGCAAACAGCCUAGAAGAGGUCAAGGAAGAAUAUGCCAGAAUGUACUAUCAAAAUCACAGCCUGUUUGCUCCCCCAGUUCAUCAGCCUGACUCUGCCACCUGGUACCCCUUCGAGGUAGUCGGGAAGGAAGAGGAGGCGGAAGAGGGGGAAGACCAGGAAGAGGAAGAGGAAGGGGAAGAGGAAUUGCUGGAGGAGGAAGAGAAGAAAGUGGAGACGUUUCAGUCUCCCAUCACCUUGACCCCAGACCUCAUGGAAUUUGAACGGUAUCUCAACUUUUACAAGCAGACGAUGGAUCUUCUGACUGCAAGCGGGGUCGUCUCCUUGGGGGAGGUGACACUCCCCAUAGUCUCUGCGGCCAUCUCCCACCUGUGGCAGAACCUCUCUGAGGAGUGGAAGGCCAGUCUCCUGCAGGCCUGGCUGCAGAAGCACAGCGGCCUCCCGGGCCUCAUAGCGGCCGGGCAGGAGCCAGCAGGGACCCAGGGCAGCAUGAGGGACAGUGGUGUGGACAGCCAAGGGGCCAGCUGCUCGCUCGUCUCCACCCCAGAGAGACUGUGCUUUCUUUAGAUCCUUUUUGAAGAUGCCUUUGAUGUGGCAAGUUUUCUGGACAAAAAUGAGCCUCCAAGUACCUCUAGCUCCAGUUCUCUGCUUACUAGCAGCAACCCAGAAAAUCCAGAAGAGAAGUUUCAGCUCUAUAUGCAGAUCAUUGAAUUUUUUAAGGGCCUUUGCUGUAUUAACAUGACCAUCAAGGAGGAACCAGACCUUCCCCUUGAUGAUGAGAUGAUAAUGUUGAGAUGCUUGGAGACCUUUGAUGAUGAAGAUAUGUGAUGCAGAUAGGCUGCGAGAGGAAGGGAAUGAAUAAAGGUGGAUAGUUUUCUAGUUUGACUGCAGGUUGCCAAGUUUCAACUGACUUAACUUCUGGGAAAUUCUGGGGUAGGCUGACCCAGAGAAUUGUGAUAGUUUUCGUUUCUGACUAUUAUAAAGUAUUUUAAGAAUGGUGUUGCUCGGGGGCCUCCCUGGUGGUGCAGGCAGUUGAGUGCCGCACUGUGAAGCUGUCCGCAGCCCCUGCAGUGUUGUUUCGAUCCUGGCCGGCAGGCAAGAAACCCACAUGGUGAAACAGACCUCUCCUGUCUUGCUCGCUGCUCCCCUCAGCAGUGUAUUUCGUCAGUUUGCUUGUUCUGUUCCCCGCUUUGUCUCCGGUGAAUCCUUCACCCUCCUGCACAUCUGGCCUGUACCCCAGUUCUUGUUUAAAAAUAA